Corythoichthys intestinalis (scribbled pipefish) is the source of this 3216-nucleotide messenger RNA. RefSeq names its product glycerol-3-phosphate acyltransferase 4 (gene gpat4). Gene Ontology annotation, biological process: triglyceride biosynthetic process. NCBI's taxonomy places the organism in Eukaryota, Metazoa, Chordata, Actinopteri, Syngnathiformes, Syngnathidae. Gene Ontology annotation, molecular function: glycerol-3-phosphate O-acyltransferase activity. Bases 549 to 1922 code for a protein of 457 amino acids. Gene Ontology annotation, cellular component: endoplasmic reticulum. The transcript is spliced from 13 exons. The record is from RefSeq and is a predicted model, not a curated record.
GUCGUAGCCAUGUAGUAGACCGUUGUAACCAGGGUGUGUCGCUGUAGAGCUGGGCAUGCCUGCCUGGGACUGGUUGUUCAAACACCCAGCUCCGCUUCUACUAGUGGCCUGUUGUCUAAUCACGUUGUUCGCCGGGUGGAGUUUGGCUUCAGUGUGCAGGACAAAGACGAGAUGUACUGCUGUCUCUACUGCAGGCCAGCUUCCCUCUGAGAAACAGAGCUGGUUCCUCACCACAGGCGAGAAAUCUGCUGAGUCCAGCUGUUUUUUUUUUUUUACAUCCUCCCAAUGGGACAUUUACUAUAGCUGCAAGGACAUCUGGGUUUUAACAAAUCACGACUGAUGGAAGGAGUUUCUUCUUUAAUGUUGCCCAUGAUGGCAGUGUUAAGAUGAUCCUCGAUUCUCUAUGCAGUGAGAGGAAGCUCCAUCUUAUGAAGACCUUGUGUUGACACCAGAUAAGGGCCGGUUGGGGCCAAGGAGUGGAGCUCGAGACUUGUACUCCACCCGUCUGACUUGGAUCCGGAAGACAUCCGCACUCGGCUUUCUUCAUCAUGGAGCUGUUUUUUAAUCCCUUUGACAGCUUGGUGUGUAUCCUCCUGGGUAUCUCCUUCACUGUGUGGUUCACACUACUGCUUGUCUUCAUACUCGUGCCCGCCAUCUUCGGGGUGUCCUUUGGGAUCAGACGUGUAUAUAUGAAGUCAUUGUUAAAGAUAUUUGAGUGGGCUACAAUAAGGAUGGAGAGAGGAGCCAAAGAAAAGAAUCACCCCUUGUAUAAACCCUACUCAAACGCUAUCAUUGCGAAACAUCCUACUUCCUUGGAAGAAGAGAUCAAGGAGAUUCGGCGCAGUGGCAGCAACAAAGACCUGGACUCUGCACCCGAGUUUGAGAUGUCGGACAUCUUCUAUUUUGCUCGAAGAGGAGUGGAGAGCAUCAUGGAUGAUGAGGUCACCAAGCGGUUCUCUGCAGAAGAGUUGGAGUCUUGGAAUCUGCUGACACGGAGCAAUUACAACUUCCACUAUAUCAGCCUGAGGCUGACUGUGCUAUGGGGAUUGGGCCUUCUCAUUCGCUAUGGCAUCCUUUUACCUCUCAGGGUAACCUUGGCCUUUACUGGUGUUGGCCUCCUAGUAUUUCUAACUUCUCUUAUAGGCUUCCUACCCAAUGGAAGGAUGAAAAGCAUCCUAAGUGAAAAGGCCCACCUAAUGUGCAACAGAAUAUGUGUCAGAGCUCUGACUGCGAUCAUAACCUACCAUGACAGUGAGAAUAAACCCAAAAACGGAGGAAUAUGUGUCGCCAACCACACAUCACCUAUUGAUGUCAUAAUUUUAGCCAGUGAUGGCUGCUACGCAAUGGUGGGCCAAAUUCAUGGGGGAUUGAUGGGAAUCAUUCAGCGAUCCAUGGUGAGAGCCUGCCCACACAUAUGGUUUGAGCGCUCAGAGGUUAAAGACAGACAUCUAGUGGCGAACAGGCUGAGUGACCAUGCACAAGACAAAUCUAAGCUUCCUAUUCUCAUAUUCCCUGAAGGUACAUGCAUUAACAACACAUCAGUUAUGAUGUUUAAGAAAGGCAGCUUUGAAAUCGGCGGCACAGUGUACCCUGUCGCCAUCAAGUACGAUCCCAGAUUUGGAGAUGCCUUCUGGAAUAGCAGCAAGUUUGGAAUGGUCAACUACCUCUUACGCAUGAUGAGCAGCUGGGCCAUUGUCUGCAGUGUGUGGUACCUACCUCCCAUGUCCAGGGAGGAAGGGGAGGAUGCUGUACAGUUUGCCAAUCGGGUAAAAGCAGCCAUUGCAAGACAAGGAGGAUUAGUGGAUCUUUUAUGGGAUGGAGGGCUAAAGAGAGGAAAGGUAAAAGAUACUUUUAAGGAAGAACAGCAGAAGCUCUACAGUAAAAUGCUGGUAGGCACCCAAGAGGAUCGCAGUCGCUCCUGAGAGAUUUGCGAGAAGGUGGAUCAGCUCCAAAGUCUCGCAGGGAAGCCAUGACUGCAAAUGAAGUCAGCUGUGCACCCUCCAGAUUAGGGUUUCUAGACUUUUCUCUGCCUCACACAAAAGUGUGCAGUUUGCAGCGUUAUAUCAGGUCAAUUGGAGUUACAUGACACAAGCCUCGCCUGCAUUAAAAUGAAAAUAUUGACGUGCUCUAAGAUGGAAACAUUUUUGCUUGUGGUUGAGGAAACAUUUGUAAUAUAUCUGUUAUUAAGUUUGUGUCUGUUUUGUAAUUUUAUUUGUAUUUCAGUUACAUUUUAAGGUAAUCCUGGGUUUACCAGGGUAUAUAACAGAGUUAUAGAUUAAAAAAGGCCACGUUUGGAGAGUUUGCAUGGCUGGCUUGUGUCUGACAUGAUGCCAGCCUUUGUUACACACAUGUAAAACUAUUUUUAUGAGCUUUUUUCCAAGAUCUUGUAUUUUAAGCUUCGUGUUUUACAUGAAGCCUUGUAUCAACAAGACUACAACAGCAGGAAUUGUUGUUGCUGAACUCUCGCUGCUGGUUCUUUUUCCAUGGAAUGUGUAAAUGCUCGCAUUGUGAAGUGGAAAUAUAGCUGCGAAAGAUGGCAUAUAGCAAUCAGCAUUACCCCAGGUGAAGAGGUAAUCAUGCAAGUUUAAACAAUUACCACAAGACACUUGGAAUAGGAAGCAGCUAAUAUUAAAUUCGCUAACUUAUUUGGCCACCAAUUGGUUGAAGCUAACAAGAACUUUGUUUCGUUUAUUUAAACUGAACUCCAAAGGCUAUUGUCUUAAUUUCCCUUGCAUUUGGUGAGCUCUGGCACACUUGGCAGACUUAAAGAAAAAAGUAGCUGUAGUUUGGCCUCCAACAUGAAUGAAUCAUUUAUUUUGUGCCAAACAUGUUCAUAAAAAUAAACCUUCAAGAAUGUCACUAUCUGUGUUUAACAAUUGUUUUAUUUAAAUUGCUUAAUCGUGCAAGAUUCCCAUAGUAAAAUCUGGAAUCCUUCCCAAAGCAUUUGCACCUUUUUUUUUUUUUUUUUUUUAUUUAAGACUGCUAAUUAACAUAACUGAAUUCAUUUGUUCCCACUGGUAGAGAAUAAAGUGCACUCUGCUAGGACUAAAUGGUGAUGGAAAUGGUCGCGGUUGGACAGCUCUUAACAGCACUAUGGCAACCAUAAUGCGAUGGCUGAAGCAGAAACUACACGGCUGUACAAACCCAUGUAAGCCAAAGGUUUCACAGCUAUUAAAUCCACUACCGUUUGGUCUGAAUACUAAGGUGUUUACUUUU